GGCGGUUGGCCAAAGGAAUUAGUCUCAAACUACCUCUAAUGCUAGUAGUCAUAAAAAAACAAGAGAGCAGAAAGGGCAAGCCACGGGGCGGAAAUGGCUGCCGUGCAUAUGGUUCCCAUAUCUCUUUGCCCCAAAGAAAGCUUCACACACACUGGAAAUUGCAGCAAACCCAUUUCUUUUCUUCCCAGAAGGAGACCCAUCUCAGUUUACUCCGCUGUCAAUUCACCGGAAUCUUCUCCGCCGGCGCCUGAAAUCGAGCUUGAAUUCAUUGGGCCGAAAGCAGGUGAAGAUGGGUCUUAUACAGUGGAGAGAGCAGCUGCUGUUAGUGGAGAGAAGCUACUCAGGAACAUAAUGUUGGAUAAUAAGAUAGAGCUCUACGCCACCUAUGUUGCUCACCUUAUCUCUUUGUUGACGUGCCAAAAGAAUAAGAUUGUUGUGAACCUAGGUUUGGUCUUGGAAUCAGUGUUUGUCAUUACCAAUCUACAAAAAAUCUUGCAACAGGCAAAGGUGAUGGAAAUGGGUGGUAGACAUGCAAUUGAUGACAGUGAUCAAAUAAUGGCAUCUAAUGAUGUUUUCUUGGAGGGCCUUGACAUCGUAGCUGAGGGUCAAUCAAAACUAGCAUCGAUUUAAGCAGCUUCUGGAGCUCCAUCUAAAUCAAUUUCAACGGGGAAGGAAAGAAAGUUGUCAGCUGAAAGUGUGGAUUUUGAGGCAAAAAUUGCGAUAUUCUUGAAAUAGCAGUAGCGAUCAAUGAAAUACUUGAACAGAGAAAUCCUUGCACAGAAGAAGUUUGGAAAGAACUACUAAGGACAGGGAUCCGGGAUGACUUAAUUGAUUCUACCAACAUCUUUCUUCCUGAUGAUCCUAAGAGGAUUCAGAUGUUUUUGGUAGUCCUGGUGAUAGACGACAUGCUGUCCAAGCAGAUGGAGAUGGCUUACUACAAGAAGGCUGAUAUAGUAGUGUAAUGGCGAAGUUUAUAUUUUUGGUGACUAGGACUAUGGAUAAACUUUAUGUUUUGAUGACUAUGACCAUGGAGAUGGGUUUUACUAGUUAAAAUUUACCAGGUACUUUUGUUUUUUGUUGAAACUAAACUUGUGGAUUGUAUUGUCUGAAAUUGGAUGGAUGCAUUGCCCAGUGCUGUAAUUUAAUCUUUCUUUUUUUUGCUUUACU
Molecule: messenger RNA, 1167 nt
Organism: Malania oleifera
Lineage: Eukaryota; Viridiplantae; Streptophyta; Magnoliopsida; Santalales; Ximeniaceae
Product: photosynthetic NDH subunit of subcomplex B 3, chloroplastic
Exons: 3
Coding region: 94-630 (178 amino acids)
Biological process (GO): P450-containing electron transport chain
Cellular component (GO): mitochondrion
Molecular function (GO): 2 iron, 2 sulfur cluster binding
Source: RefSeq, a predicted model, not a curated record